UCAACCAUACAUUUUUGUCAAAACAUGGUUUUGUCAAUAUUUUAACUUUUAUUCAAAUGUAAUUUGAAAAAACAUCAUGGUUAUCCACAAAUAUUCUAGAAUAAACUGUCUUCAUAUACCUUAGCCAUCCAAAUACAAAAGUACCAUGUAUACUAAACUAAAAUUGCGGUGCAGCUGUGUGGGAGGGAUAUUCUGCAGAUACCUUAGUUCAGCAGAAGUUUCUACUGCUCUCAGACCCUUCUACUUUAGCGUCCAUCCUGAUUUAUUUGGAAGAUAUCCAGAGCAGAGGAAAAUCAAUGAAAACUCCCUUCAACAAUUAAGUGCUCUACUAGAAGCACAGCAGUCUAGUCGGCACAUGUCAGUGCCAUCACUACCAUUUUAUUUGAGACAGAAGGAUAUGCCCGAAGGUCACUUUAAGUUAGUACAUAUUAAUUUGAGGAGUACUAAUAUAAGAGAAACUGUAGUAAAUAUAUUAAACACAUGUGACAUGUCUACCACUUUUGUAGACAAGAUUCCAAAAACUGAACCAAAGUCUCAGUCCAGUUUCAGUAAACAGAAUUUUACAAAUGCUUACGAAAGCUACUCUAACGAAUUUGAAAAUGCUUCCCGCAUCAAAAGAAAAGUGGAAGAAAAGAAGGCCAUCACAAAUAUUAUUGACUGGGUUGUGGAAAAUAGUGCGGAUGCAAAGGAAAAGUAUGAACUAACUGAAGCAACAAGGAACCAAGUGCAGUCCAUGAUCAAAGACCUGUGCAAAAACUAUAGUAUCAAACAAAUUAAAUAUGACAAGGGAUGGAAUAUCAGUCACAUAAGAGGAGCAAUACAAAGUCUGGUUGCUCUAGCCUCACAACAUUCUCAAAACAUGGACAAUCUUAAAGGUCGAACAAUUGCAUUCGGCCAAUUUACCGGAGUCAGCUUGGAUGGUGAUGUUUUUCUUAACAUUAUGGAUGUUCGUAAUGAAUGGCUGUCGCUAAUAAAAAAAGUAAGUCAAGAAGAUAGUGCCUUGACAGAGAUCCCCAAAUAUGAGAAAGCCUUGUCUAGUAUAUUAAGAAAUAUACACAUACGGAGAAGAAAAUUCAUGCCAAAAGUAUCUGCAACUAAGUAUUGUAGCCAUCUCAGGCAGCUUAUUACCUCAAUAGGAGAUUUCUAUGGCUAUGGAAAGAAGUUCCCAUCUACUAUACCAGAGUCGCUGAAGAAAUACGAGAUUGUCGUUGAACCAGAAGCUGGACCAUUAAUGGUAUCUCCGACCGGCCAGUUCAUAACGCCGUCGUCGUGUCCGGCCGAUGAGCUGAUAGCUUACAUCGGCAACCACAUCGACGAAGCGACGCAACUGCUCACCGAGUAUAGCAUAAAUAAACACAUAGAAAAAGCUUUAUAUGCGGAGGUGAAAGAAAGAUUUGGUCUACUAGACCUGUCCAAAGACGACAGCAUCACUCCAGGCCUGAUGAUUCUAUGUUGUCAGCGUUUACUCACGAGAGCGGAUAAAAUUAAUAAGAAUCUUUCUGGGAACAUUCUCUACGUUACACACUACUACUCUGUGCUGUCUGAAGGAGUCUUGUGCAUACCAUGGAAUUUCAAAUGAUGAAAUCAUUACAAUUCUAAAACAACGCUAGCAAAAGUGCAAUAUAUUCUUUACUGAUUAUAUUAGAAUGUGCUAUCUAAUCUAUGUUUUAGCAAAUUUAGAAAAUUUUAACAAACGAAUUUAUUUCAAAUAUUACAAUAUUUUUAUAAAUCUAAUUCUAGUAAUCACAACUCGAAUUUAUACUUAUUUCGUUCAUUGCGUAAAUGUUGAACUUGUUUAUUGUUUUCUUUAUGGCAGUGUACAUCAAGUUUAAC
This is a messenger RNA of Aricia agestis (brown argus), 1833 nucleotides long. RefSeq names its product T-cell activation inhibitor, mitochondrial. Bases 146 to 1579 code for a protein of 477 amino acids. Gene Ontology annotation, cellular component: mitochondrion. The transcript is spliced from 13 exons. The record is from RefSeq and is a predicted model, not a curated record. Lineage: Eukaryota; Metazoa; Arthropoda; Insecta; Lepidoptera; Lycaenidae.